AUGUCGACAGCUAAAAGUCUUCUAGAAAAUCUCUCUGACGAAGAUUUACGUGGUUUAAUGAAAUCAUUUUUAAAAUCACUUGAUCCAGUUCUAUUGAAAGCUGCACGACGAGGAUCAACAAAUAUAACAUUCACCGAUGAACAACUUAUUCAUUCAUUAUCAUCGACCGCUAACAAUAUUGCUCAUAAUUCAGAACUAUUGCAUCGUCUACAUUUUAUUAUUGAUGAUGCAUUUGGUGAUAUGAUCGAUAAAGAAAUUGAACGUUCAAUGAUUUCGAAUAAAUCGAUAAAAAAACAAAAGCAACAAGUAAAUAAAACAAAAUUAGAACAUGACGGUGCAUCAGCUAUAAGUCAAACGAUAGCUGAAACACGAGAACUCGCAUCGUUUCGCACUGAUGUAUUGCGACGUCUUCAUUUAACACUGGGUGAUUUAGUUGAAAAUUUCAAUGAAGAAUUUCCAUUAAGUUUAACAUCAUCAACAUCGUUGGGUAUUGCAUCUGAUCCAUUCGUACCAGAAAAUCGAACCAUAGUUGGCACAUCGAUUGAACUCCGUGACAUAGCUGAGCAUCGUCAGUCCGCUACGGGUGGUGGUUCUUCAUCGUAUAAUGUUAGUUAUGGAAGUGAUUCUGACACAUCAUAUACCAAUGGUUCCAGCGGACGACAUAAAAGUUUCAUGUUUUUUGAUGAUAAUCAUCUACGAACAGUAGCCGAUAAUUUAUCACCAACGAAACCGGAAAGAGCUCGUUUUCGUGCAUUAAAUGAUCUAUUAAAUUAUGCUCCCAAUGAAGCUAUUUCAAUUGGAAGUUGGAAAAUACUUUGUCCAAAUUUAAUUCUUGCAUUAGGUGAUACAAAUCAAGAAAUAGCUAUGGCUUGUCUUACACUACAUUCACGUUUAUUGGCAGCAGGGAAUAUCAGUGUCGUAUGUGAAACUCUCACUAAUCUUGUUGAACAUUUAGUACAAUGGUUUUCUUCAAUGACUGUUAUUGAAUUACAGCCGAAUGCUAUUUCACUUGAUAUUUUGAAUCCGACCGUUGAAAUGAAAUUGAAACAAAUUCGUCUAAUAGUUGAAUUUCUUCAAGAAACAACAAAAUAUUGGAUGCGAUAUUCAGAGAAGUUGUUUUUUUUGUUUUGUAAAAUAUUUCGUUUAAAAAUUGUAGUGAAAUCAUUUAGUCAUGUUGAACAUAUCAUCAAUGAAACGAUACGACUAUUCUCUUUCGGCUCAGUACCAUGCGAAUCAAAUACUGCACGAAUACUCCCACUCCAUUUUUUAGCAUUACUUGAUCCGGAAGCUAAUUGGUUUCGUACAUGGAUGCAUGCUACUUACAGUCGAGCAUAUUUACUUCGUUCAUUAUCAAAUAAGAAAAAUCUAUUAGUAUGUGCAUAUCAAUCAAUUGUAAAUUAUGCUCAUACACAUACGCAACAAAUGAAUAUGGCAAAUGACGGAAAUGAUAAUUCAUUAUAUGCCUCAGGCAUACGAAGAAGACCCAUUGGUACGGCUUCAUCUGAUGGUAGCAUUCGUUCAAUGAUGACAUCAAAUAAUGGACCACCAUUAGCAACUUCAUUUCUUUCAAGUCUUGUGCCAACACCACCGAUAUCUGUUCUACCACCAGUUCCUCCGCCGCCUGUUGUACCAGCAAGUUCAUCACAUUAUACACGACUUGAACUUUCUAAUGUACAUUUUGUUCAUUCGCUUUGUUUAUUUGAACAUAUUGUUUGUUCGAAACAAGCUCGUCAAUUAGUUUUUCCAUUUAUUAUCAGUAACGAUAAACAAAUUUAUGUCAAAGAUAUUCUUAGAGUAUUUAUUCAAAUAAUGUUUGUUGCAAAUAGUAGAAAAGCAGCUUCAUCGUUAUGUUGUCAAUUGUUUAAAAGACUUUGUCUUGAAUCAGAUACAUGUGGUCCAUUAAUGUGUAGCGAUGAUUUAUUUGAUAUAUUAGUUAAACCAAUAAAACAAUAUAUUGGCUCGAAGAAAAUCUUUAAUGAUUAUUUAAGAUCAAAUGGUAAUAUUGUGUCUGAAUGUGGUCUUAUUAGUCUUGCUGAUUUACUUGCUGCUAUGGCGUCAAAUGAUACUGGCUAUCAAUAUCUUAUACGAGCUCCAACUACAUCUAAUACAGGAUCACCAGCAUCACUAAUUGUUGCUUAUGUUAAACGUAUCUUAUCUCAAUAUACAAGUAGCCGGUUAAGUUUGAUAACACCGGACUUAUCAUUAACAACAUCAUAUACAUUUAUGCCAACAGCGUUAUUAUCGGAAUUUAUCUAUGUAUGUCGAUUAGUUUAUUCUCGUACAUCCGGUUUACUUAUAAUUAAACGAGCACAAUUACAUAAAACACUUGCUGAAGCAUUUAAAAUUGAGUUGGAUAAAAAUAGUUCACCACCAUUGAAUCGGAGUCCAUCUGCUGAAUCCGAAGAUCAAAUGAGUCGUAAUACAAUGCCGUGGAAGGAAACAUUACUUGAUAAUUUACUAUUAUUUGGUUCAACACCAAAAGAAACAAAUUAUCCCUAUUUACAUGUUUUACUAGGUAUAUACCUACUAACACAAACUGGUUUUUUACCCGAAUGUGUUAUUUAUAUUGAUGAACGUUGGAGAUCAAAAGUACAAGUUGGUAAAUUGGAACAAUAUGGUUUUGGAUAUUUACUUUCACAAAUGGCUAAUACACCAGCUGUUGUUUCACGUUUGGAUCAUUCUGGUUUUGUUGAAUAUUUAAUGGAGCAACUAUGGACCGAAUUAGAAAACGUACCUGAUGAUUUAACAAGUGUAUUCCCUCGACGUUUUCCAUCUGAGCCUAUUAGUCGAUAUGCUUUAAAACCAUUAUUAAGUCUUCUUUCCCUGGUUUCCUCAUUUUCUGCUGCUUAUGAAUUAUUAUCAACAGAUAACAAUGAACCAUCAACAUCAAAUAGUAUGGACAAAAAUCCUAAGCCAUCAACACCAAAUGGUAUGGAUAAAAAUCCUAAACCAUCUACGCUUCUCGGUUUACUUGAACGAAUUUCAUUUGUUGUCGACGAUAAUGAUAUUCGAAAUCUUCUUUGUUAUGAACACACACAUACUGCUGGAUUACGAUUAUUAUCAAUAAUGCAAUCAGAUUUAGAUGUUCAAUUGCUGCUUGAAACAAAAUAUAAUUAUGUGGAAAAAUUGAGACACGCACAAGCAGAAAUCGAAUCAGGAGGAAAUAUUAUUUUAGAUCAAUUAAGUUUAGCACGUAAUCAUGUUCUUGUUAAUGCUGAACUAUUAGGUGGUUCUCAAGAGAAAAAUAUGCCACCAUGGACAUUGAAUGAAAGUGAUGAAACAUCAUUAAGUUCAAUACCAUUAUUUGGUGGUUCUAUGCUUUUGCCGGAUGCUUACAUCAUCAGAGCAAAUUAUGGAGGAUCUGCAAAUACAAAAAUCGAAGAAAACGAAUUACACCGUCUUGUAAGAAGUUCUCGACCAGAUCGACUCGAUGAUCGUUGGCUAAGUAAAUGUCGCCAUUACUUUAUGGCGACUCUUCGUCAAUCAACUCAAGAAACAUUACCACUUUCUCUCAUGGCUGAUCUACUCGAUGCUGUUGUCGACAUUCAUGAUAAACUUCAUAUGGAUGUUGUUUUUAAUUCGUCCCGAGAUUCAUUAUCUUCUUCGGUUACUAUUCAAAAAGCUGAUCUGGCCAAACUAUCAUCGGCAAGUGUAUUAAAUCCAAUUCAAGAACUUGGCGUCAAUAAAGCAUUAAAUUAUGGUGCUCGUAUUGGACUUGUGCAAGAUCAAGGUGCUAGUCAGCAAAAUCUCAUUCGACUACUCAAAGCACUUAAAACGCAUCUAAAACAGAAAACAGUAACAACAUCAUUGUUAUCAUCACCAUCAACUACAGGCACUAAAACAGCGGCAUCAUCAACAACAAAUGCUGCAAUAGCAAAUAUAAUAGCUGCAGUUGAUAAUAGUGGAAACAAAUUAAAUUAUACUUCGUCAUCCGAUGCUUAUCCGGGUUUUGAUUGGUUUGUCACAAGUGUUUUUCUCUUGAUGGGUUGUGAUGAUGUACGUUCAUGGCGAUGGCUACGUACAUUUUCAUUAAUUUUACCAGCUGGCUUUCUUUGGCAUGCACGUCUUUUCAAUACACCGUUUGUUAGCAAUGAAAUGAAUCUGUAUGGUUUACAUCCCGUUUAUGUUGGUGCUGGUCAUUGUGUUGAAUUAAUUGUUGAACAAGAAAUGCCUCCAGUUUUUGCUGCAUUUCGUAUGUCUGGUUUUGCUAUUUCUCAUAUGGUUAUACAUUGGACAAAACAAUGUUUUUGGUCUGUAUUAGAUUGGCCAGAAAUAGUUACAUAUAUUUGCGUAUGCAUACUAUAUGGUAUUGAUUAUCAAGUUUAUUUUUGUGUUGCGCUUCUUCGACAUUUGCAACAAGAUAUUAUCUAUCAACAUUCAUCAAGAAAUUUGUUACCAUUUCUUAAAACCCAUCAAAUUCGAGGAUUUUCCAUGCGUAAUUCUAUUGAAUACAUGGUAUCGCUAGAGAAAAAGUAUCGAGCCAUUGUUACGCCUGAACUUAGAGAACUACUCUGUCUCAAUGCUAAUGUAUCAAAUACAACUAAUAAACAAACGAAUGUUUAA
Messenger RNA from Rotaria socialis, 4563 nucleotides. NCBI's taxonomy places the organism in Eukaryota, Metazoa, Rotifera, Eurotatoria, Philodinida, Philodinidae. The record is from the annotation of a GenBank genome assembly.